AUGCCAGAUACCAUUUCUCUCGAUUCAUUCGAUACAAAAGAUAGAGUUCUCGAUGAACUCUACACUCUUGUUCGCGAUGGUUUAACAGAUCAACUUCUUAGUCAACUGACCAACUUAUCCAAUCGAACAGAAUAUUUGACCUCGGUGAAUUGGUAUGGCCAAGAACAACUAAGCUUACUGAUGGUAGCUGCUCUUCAUGGACACGAAGAUAUAGUUCGUAUUCUAUUUGAACAUUGCGAACCCAAAUAUCAAGUAGAACUCGAAGGAACAAUCAUCCUUGAUAAUCAGACAAUUCUCGAAGGUGUUACUGCUCUCUAUUGCGCAUGUUAUCGAGCGAAAUUUCCCGUUGCUCGAUUAUUGAUCGAAACCGGCCGAGCAAAUACUAAUCAUAGUACUUUGGAUGAACCUUACCAUCCUCUAUUGAUUCACGCUACGCGAAUGAAUCGUCUUGACAUCGUACAAUU
This is a messenger RNA of Rotaria socialis, 464 nucleotides long. NCBI's taxonomy places the organism in Eukaryota, Metazoa, Rotifera, Eurotatoria, Philodinida, Philodinidae. The record is from the annotation of a GenBank genome assembly.